GUCAAGAUAAAACAAGCUACUGGAUGGGGGCGACAGAUUUUAAAGAAGGAGAAUGGAGAUGGACCAAUGACCUAUCAAAAGUUCAAUAUUCAAAUUGGGAAUCUCGUCAACCUUCAGGAGGAGCAGGACAUGACUGUGCUCAUUUUUGGCAUUCAUCUGGUUACAAAUGGGACGAUACAUCUUGUAAAAGUAUAGGAUUCGGAUAUGUUUGUGAGAGAGCUCAUGGAUCAAACUGUCUUCCCUACUCGAAACAAUUCAAACGUAGGAAAUGAUAAAUUGGAAACUGUUCAUCAAAUAUGAAGUCUGAAAAUAAAAUAAAAAAAGAGUUAUAAAAUGUA
Mytilus trossulus (common blue mussel) is the source of this 338-nucleotide messenger RNA. Its product is annotated as perlucin-like protein. The record is from RefSeq and is a predicted model, not a curated record. The transcript has 2 exons. The coding region runs from base 24 to 272 and encodes 82 amino acids. NCBI's taxonomy places the organism in Eukaryota, Metazoa, Mollusca, Bivalvia, Mytilida, Mytilidae.